Molecule: messenger RNA, 2028 nt
Organism: Blastomyces gilchristii SLH14081
Lineage: Eukaryota; Fungi; Ascomycota; Eurotiomycetes; Onygenales; Ajellomycetaceae
Product: glutamine synthetase
Exons: 6
Coding region: 335-1417 (360 amino acids)
Cellular component (GO): cytoplasm
Molecular function (GO): glutamine synthetase activity
Source: RefSeq, a predicted model, not a curated record
CCGGGCCCGGGCCCGGUACAGCGGUAUAUUAUUACUGCUCUUCUUCCUCGUUCCAGCCUUUUUUCUGCUUCCUCUUCUUCUUAUAUACGUUAUCUCUUCCCUUCUCCCGUUUCUCAAUCUCCCUUCUCCCUUCUCCCUUCUAUCCUCAUCCUCUUCUAUCCUCAUUCAUUGACUCCCAAGUCGGUGCUGUAUCCAUCCCAUCACCAUCACCAUCACCAUCACCAUCACUCACUCGCUUUUCUACUCUCGAAGCUAGUCGAUUUGCUCUUCGUUCGCCACUUUGAUAUUUUUUUCAUCCCACACACAACAAAAGAUCACUCACACAUCAACAGUCAUGGCGUACCCUUUACCUUCGACACAUCUCUCCAAUACGGAGAAUCUCAUGAAGUAUAUGAGUCUUGACCAGCGGGGCCAUGUUAUGGCAGAGUAUGUCUGGAUUGAUGCCUCCAGUGGUGUCCGAUCGAAAACGAAGACACUCAAGGGACCCGUCAAGUCAGUCGAGGAGCUUCCAGAAUGGAACUUCGACGGCUCAUCAACAGGCCAAGCCCCUGGCGAGAACUCGGACGUCUACCUUCGCCCCAUCGCCAUGUUCCCAGACCCCUUCCGCCGUGGUGACAACAUCCUCGUCCUCUGCGAAACCUGGGACUCAGAUGGAUCGCCCAACAAGUUCAACUACCGCCAUGAGGCUGCCAGGCUCAUGCGCGCACACGAAGACGAACACUUUUGGUUCGGUCUAGAACAGGAGUACACCCUCCUCGGCGCUGAUGGCUGGCCAUAUGGCUGGCCCAAGGGUGGCUUCCCAGGUGCUCAGGGCCCGUACUACUGCGGUGUCGGAACUGGCAAGGUCCACUGCCGUGAUAUCGUCGAGGCCCACUACAAGGCUUGUUUGUAUGCUGGCAUCAACAUCUCUGGCAUCAACGCUGAGGUUAUGCCUGCUCAGUGGGAGUACCAAGUUGGACCCUGUGAGGGCAUUAGCCUCGGUGACCAGCUCUGGAUGUCUCGAUUCCUCCUUGCCCGCGUCGCUGAAGAAUUCGGCGCCAUAAUAUCCUUCGCCCCCAAGCCAAUCCCCGGCGAAUGGAACGGUGCUGGCCUCCACACCAAUGUCUCGACCGAGGCCAUGCGUUCCGAGGGUGGCAUGAAGGUCAUCGAGGCUGCCAUGAAGAAACUCGAAGCCCGCCACUCAGAACACAUUGCCGUCUACGGCGAGGGUAACGAGGACCGUCUCACCGGCCGCCUCGAGACCGGCAGCAUCGACACCUUCAGCUAUGGUGUCGCUGACCGCGGCGGAAGCGUCCGUAUCCCCCGCCAGGUCGCGAAGGAUGGCAAGGGCUACUUCGAGGACCGAAGACCGGCUUCCAACGCUGACCCGUAUCAAAUUACGGGUAUUAUUGUUGAGACUCUUUGCGGCGCUUCAUAGUUGGGAACAGUCUGAGGAUGCCGGAAGAAGUGAAAUCGAUGAAUUUACUUUGUUGUUUCCCCGCAAUAUUUUAUUUAUACCCUUCGGGCGACGAACCGUCUGAGUGGGUGGUGUGGUGGUGUGUGGAUGUCGAUGAAACAGGAAAAAAAAAUUAACUGGGACUUGGAGAGGAUGCAAGAUAGACAAGAGAGAGAGAGAGAGCUUCCCAGUCGUUUUUCCCACAAUCGCGUCAGGGGAAAACUAUUUUUUUUUUGUAUAUGAUUUGAAGCCGUCAGUGUCGUCUUGUUAAGUCAUCAUUGUCCGCACGCGCCACCCACCAGCCCAGCAACCCAAGCAACCCGUCCCGUCCACACCUUGCACCGCACACCAAAGUUUCGCAUCGUAAUCGCCUUUUUUUCGUUCUAUGUUAAUUUUGGUUUUGUUUUUUUUUCGUUCAUUAAUAUAUGUAAUGAGACAUGGUCUUGUUUGUUCCGUGUUUUGGGGUUUUCAUUCCUACCCUCUUUUUGGUUCUCGUUUGGGUUCGUUUGUCUUCUUUUCUUUUCAUCCCACUAUAUCAAUACGUAACUAGAAGUCAGUGGGCCCGGUGUUGGUCGUUUUUUUCCUUUCUUUUU